GAUCGAGCGCACAUCCAGAGCUCGUGAGAGGAGCGCGAAACCUGUCCGCACAGAGCGCGAAGAGGAGCUCCACUAUGACAGCCGGUCCCGAAAAUACUCUUAUUAUUCUCUGAAAACGGACCUUUUACAGGCACAACACGUUCGUGAGGAAUAUAUUAUACUUGAAUUUUCUUCUCUGCGAGCGCGCAAGGUGUCUGUGGAGAAGAAACAUCGGGAUUUGAGUCAGGGGCUGCUGAACUGAGGAGGAUUUUAUCCUGUUUCACUUCUGAGGAGAAAAUAGUCUCAGCUGAUGCCAACGACGGGAGAAAAUAUAGAAACGACACUAACCAAUGAGGCGCUGAAGAGUCUCACUAAAUGGUAGCGUGAGUGUGUAGUGAUCCAGCAGGAGUUUAGGAACCCCUGUGGUGAGUGCCAUCCACCAAUCAUGGUGCCACAUACCCAACAGGCCUCUCCUCGCCGCAGAGCCACGUCCCUCCUGCUGCUGCUCUGCCUUGCGGUGCCAAUCCACGCAGACAGCAUGCCGAGUUUCAUUAAGACUCCUGAAGAUCAGACAGGGAUUUCAGGAGGGGUGGCGUCCUUCGUGUGCCAAGCGGUCGGGGAGCCCAAACCACGAAUCACCUGGAUGAAGAAGGGCAAGAAAGUCAGCUCGCAGCGCUUUGAGGUAAUAGAGUUUGAUGACGGCUCAGGCUCUGUGCUGCGGAUCCAGCCAUUACGGACACAUCGAGAUGAGGCGAUUUAUGAGUGCACGGCUACCAACAGCGUUGGAGAAAUUAACACCAGUGCCAAACUCACUGUAUUAGAAGAGGACCAGAUCCCUCAUGGCUUUCCCACCAUAGACAUGGGCCCGCAGCUGAAGGUGGUGGAGCGAACGCGCACCGCUACCAUGCUCUGCGCCGCCAGCGGGAACCCCGACCCGGAGAUCUCCUGGUUCAAAGACUUCCUGCCUGUCGACAUUAACAGCAGCAGUGGACGAAUCAAGCAGCUCCGUUCAGGUGGUACACCAAUCAGAGGGGCGCUGCAGAUCGAGAACAGCGAGGAAUCGGACCAGGGCAAGUAUGAGUGUGUGGCGGUGAACAGCGCGGGAACACGCUACUCCGCGCCUGCCAACCUCUACGUCAGAGACCAGCGGGAAGUCCGGAGAGUUCCGCCGCGUUUCUCAAUCCCGCCUACCAAUCACGAGGUGAUGCCGGGCGGCAGCGUGAACCUCACCUGCGUGGCCGUGGGCGCUCCAAUGCCCUAUGUGAAGUGGAUGAAGGGCGAACAGGAACUCACCAAAGAGGAGGAGAUGCCCAUUGGCCGAAAUGUGCUGGAGCUCACCAACAUCCGGCAGUCGGCUAACUACACCUGUGUGGCGAUAUCCUCCCUGGGAAUGAUCGACACCACGGCUCAGAUCACAGUCAAAGCUCUGCCGCGUCCUCCGACCUCUCUGAUCGUCACAGAAACCACUGCCACCAGUGUAACUCUAACAUGGGAUUCCGGCAACCCCGAACCCGUGUCCUACUAUGUGAUUCAGUACCGGGCCAAAAUCUCAGACAACGGUUUUCAGGAAGUGGAUGGAGUGGCGUCAACACGCUACAGCAUCGGUGGCUUGAGUCCGUACUCUGAGUAUGAAUUCCGCGUCAUGGCGGUCAAUAACAUCGGCCGCGGGCCGCCCAGCGGGAUGGUGGACACCCGGACCAGUGAACAGGCGCCCUCUUCUCCUCCCCUGCGCGUUCAGGCCCGGAUGCUGAGCGCUACGACCAUGCUGGUGCAGUGGGAACCUCCAGAGGAGCCCAACGGACAGAUACGAGGUUAUCGAGUGUACUACACGCCCGACAUGCACUUCCCGCUCAGCACGUGGCAGAAACACAACACAGAGGACAGCAGCCUGACCACUAUCUCCGGCCUGGUACCUGACAUCACGUACGGCCUCCGCGUGCUGGCGUUCACCUCUGUGGGGGACGGACCGCCCUCGGAUAUACUGCAGGUUAAAACACAGCAAGGAGUCCCAGCACAGCCCACUGGUUUUGAAGCAGAGGCAGAGCUCGACACCCGGAUCAUGCUGACAUGGCUGUGGCCCGUCCAGGAUCAGAUCACCAAAUAUGAGCUCACAUACUGGGAGGCCAGCUCUGACAACAAGCAUCAUGUCAUCUUUAACCCAGCUGGUUCAUAUGCUGUUGAAGGCCUGAAGCCAGACACACUCUACAAGUUUACUUUAGCCGCGCGCUCUGAGAUGGGACUCGGGGUGUACACACAGCCCAUAGAGGCCAGGACGGCCCAGUCCACCCCAUCCGCCCCCCCACAGGAAGUGCACCUGCUCAGUCUCAGCUCCACCAGCAUCCAGGUGAGUUGGGCGGCUCCUCCCGCCGCCAGCCGGCACGGCAACAUCGUCAGGUACUCUCUGGCCUAUCAGGCGGUGUCGGGCGAGGACCAGCAGCGUCACGAAGUCAAGGACAUCCCUGCUGAUGUCUCCAGCUAUGUGCUGGAGGGGCUGGAGAAGUGGACGGAGUACAUGGUGUGGGUCAAAGCGCACACAGACGUGGGUCCCGGCCCGGAGAGUGGCAGCACCCGCAUCAGAACCAAAGAAGACGUGCCCAGCGCCCCUCCACGCAGGGUUGAGGUGGACAACGUGAACUCCACUGCACUGCGAGUGUCCUGGAAACCUCCUCUGCAGCAGAAGCAGCACGGACAGAUCCGCGGCUAUCAGGUGGUUUACUCGCGGCUGGAGAACGGAGAGCCACGCGGGCAGCCCGUCAUACUGGACAUUACCCUGCCCGAGGCACAGGAGGCCAUCAUUUCCGGCCUGCUGCCUGAAACCACAUAUUCAGUGACGGUGGCGGCGUACACCACUAAGGGAGACGGAGCACGGAGCAAAGCCAAAGUGGUGACCACAACAGGGGCCGUUCCUGGCAAACCCACCAUGAUCAUUAGCACCACCAUCGGGAACACAGCUCUGAUCCAGUGGCAGCCGCCGAAAGAGAUGGUGGGCGAACUGAUGGGCUACAGACUGCGCUACAAGCGCGAAGAGGAGGAGACCUACACCACCCGUGACUUCAGACGCACCGACGACCACUUUACCGUCACCGGCUUGCACAAGGGCGCCACCUACAUCUUCAAGCUCUGCGCUAAGAACCGUGCAGGAAACGGGGAGGAGUACAGCAAAGAGAUCAGCACCCCGGAAGACAUCCCCAGCAGUUACCCACAAAACCUCAGGGUGGUGGGACUGACGACCACCACAACCAAACUGGCCUGGGACCCUCCGCCUCUGCCCGAGAGGAACGGGAAGAUCGUACGCUACGUGGUGGUGUACCGUGACAUCAACAGCCAUCAGAACCAGACCAACGGCACCGCCGAGACGCAAAUGACCAUCCAGGGUCUGCAGCCGGACACCACCUAUGACAUCAGGGUGAGGGCGUUCACAGGUAAAGGAGGAGGUCCGAUCAGCCCCAGCAUCCAGAGCAGAACCAUGUCUACCUCCAUGCCUGAGUUCACUAAAAACUUUGGUGUGAAAGCUGUGAUGAAGACCUCUGUCCUGCUCACGUGGGAGGUGCCAGAAACCUACAAGUCCCAAGUGCCUUUCAAGAUCCUGUACAACCAGCAGAGUGUGGAGGUGCAGGGUGACCUGAAGAGGAAGCUGAUCACACGCCUGCAGCCGGACACGGAUUACUCUUUCGUGCUGAUGAGCCGUGGGAACAGCGCCGGCGGACUGCAGCAGCAGGUCUCCAUCCGCACCGCCCCGGACCUGUUCAUCAGCAAACCGGCCCUUCAUAAACAAGACCCAGAAGAGGGCGGCAAACUCACCAUCACACUGCCCAAAGUGCAAAACAGUGCCCUCAUCAGGUGGUUUUAUAUAGUGGUGGUACCAGUAACCACAUUAACUCUACGCCAAUGGGAAACCCCAGAGGAUAUAGAUCUGGAGGAGCUUUUGGGGAGUAAUGGAGACUCAGGUGUGAGGAAGAGGAGGAGAAGACAAACUCAGGACUUCCUUCGGCCUUACAUCGCUGCCAAGAUGGAGUCUCUUCCAGAAACCUUUGUGUUAGGAGACGAGAAAACCUACAGCAGCUUCUAUAACAAACCUCUACCUGGACAGCAGCAGUAUCGCACCUUUAUACUGGCGGCACUGAAAGACAGGGACUCGAUGUUCACAGUGAGCCCUUAUUCUGAUCCCAUGACGGUGAAGCUCCACAGCGGGAUGUCCCGUCACGUUGAGGACCCGGAGAUGCUGUGGGUGAUGGGACCAGUGCUGGCGGUCGUCCUCAUCAUCAUCAUCGUCAUCGGCAUCCUGCUCUUCAAGAGGAAGCGCUCCUCUCCCUCGGCUAAAGAUGAGCACUCGGCUGGAGUUAAAGAUCACUUACUGGCCCACUCCUCUGACCCGGUGGAAAUGAGGAGGCUUAACUACCAAACACAAGGUUCCAGUGCCUUCAGCUGCCCCAGCACUUCAAGAAUGCGGGAACACCCUCCAGUUUCUGUCUGUGCUUUGGCUGACCACAUCGAGCGGCUGAAAGCCAACGACGGCCUACGCUUCUCACAGGAAUAUGAGUCUGUUGACCCCGGUCAGCAGUUCACCUGGGAGAACUCCAACCUAGAGGUCAACAAGCCCAAGAACCGCUAUGCAAACGUCAUCGCUUACGACCACUCCAGAGUCGUGCUGACCCCUAUUGAUGGUGUACCGGGGAGCGACUACAUCAAUGGUAACUACAUUGAUGGCUACCGCAAGCAGAACGCCUACAUCGCCACUCAGGGUCCUUUGCCCGAGACAUUCAGUGACUUCUGGAGGAUGGUGUGGGAGCAGAGGACCAACACGAUCGUCAUGAUGACCCGACUGGAAGAGAAAAGCAGGGUGAAGUGUGAUCAGUACUGGCCGAGCCGUGGAACAGAGACGUACGGCAUGAUUCAAGUGUCCAUGCUGGAUACGGUGGAGUUAGCCACAUACAGCGUCAGGACCUUUGCUCUCUAUAAGAAUGGGUCCAGUGAGAAACGGGAAGUUCGGCAGUUCCAGUUCAUGGCCUGGCCGGAUCACGGCGUUCCCGAAUACCCCACACCUAUUUUAGCUUUUCUGCGCAGGGUCAAGGCCUGCAACCCACCUGACGCCGGACCCAUGGUGGUGCACUGCAGCGCCGGCGUGGGUCGGACGGGCUGUUUUAUCGUAAUAGAGGCCAUGCUGGAGCGGAUGAAGCACGAGAAGUCGGUGGAUAUCUACGGUCACGUGACCUGCAUGCGCGCUCAGAGGAACUACAUGGUGCAGACGGAAGAUCAGUAUAUCUUCAUCCACGAGGCCCUGCUGGAGGCCGCCACCUGCGGGAACACAGAGGUCCCGGCGCGGAGCCUGUACACACACAUCCAGAAACUCACGCAGGUGUCGCCCGGGGACACCGUCACUGCUAUGGAACUGGAGUUUAAGAAACUGGCCAACUCUAAAGCACACACCUCAAGAUUUAUCAGCGCUAGUCUGCCGUGCAACAAAUUCAAGAACCGACUGGUCAACAUCAUGCCCUUCGAGUCCAGCCGUGUGUGUCUGCAGCCAAUCAGAGGCGUGGAGGGGUCCGACUACAUUAACGCCAGCUUCAUCGACGGAUACAGGCAGCAGAAGGCGUAUAUCGCCACACAAGGUCCUCUCUCUGAAACCACAGAGGACUUCUGGAGGAUGCUUUGGGAGCACAACUCUACCAUCGUGGUGAUGCUGACGAAGCUCAGAGAGAUGGGACGGGAGAAGUGUCAUCAGUACUGGCCUGCAGAGAGAUCCGCACGCUACCAGUACUUCGUCGUGGACCCCAUGGCUGAAUACAACAUGCCGCAGUACAUCCUACGGGAGUUUAAAGUCACAGACGCCAGGGAUGGCCAGUCUAGGACGAUCCGCCAGUUUCAGUUCACCGAUUGGCCAGAACAAGGUGUGCCAAAGACAGGAGAGGGCUUUAUUGAUUUCAUUGGCCAAGUCCACAAAACCAAGGAGCAGUUUGGACAGGACGGACCAAUUACUGUUCACUGCAGUGCUGGUGUGGGCAGAACAGGGGUCUUCAUCACUUUAAGUAUUGUUCUGGAGCGGAUGAGGUAUGAAGGGGUGGUGGACAUGUUCCAGACCAUAAAAACGCUCCGCACGCAGAGACCUGCCAUGGUACAGACGGAGGACCAGUACCAGCUGUGCUACAGAGCAGCUCUGGAGUACCUGGGCAGCUUUGAUCACUAUGCAACGUAACCACUCCCAGAAUGCCUCAGAACGGAGAGCCGCCACUUGUUUCUGAGCCAUAAUCAUCCUACCUGUUCAGUCACCACUGCUGGAGGGAGAGAGAGAGAGAGAGAGAGAGAAAGAGAGACUGAGAAACAGACAGAGAGAAACAGCAAAUCAAAAGAGAGGAGAAAUCACUGGAACUUCAUCGCAAUUCUGUUCCUCUCUCUGAAAACAGCAACUGAUGCUUCAUUCUGAUCUUUAAUGCACAGCUCCUGUCUCUGUAUUACCUUACCGCUUUGUGAUUAUGAUCAUUUCAUUUUCAUAUCGAUCAACAUCAUCAGCUAUUGUUUUUUAUUAUUAUUAUCAUUAUUAUUAUUGUAUCAUCAUUAUGAUUGGUAUAUCAGUCAGAAAAUACAAUAUUUGUAUCAUUUAUGCUGAUCAUUGCAUAUCUAAGGGGUUCUUUUUAUUCUUGUUUUUUUUUCAUAUAUUAUUAUUAUUAUUAUUACUCCAUCAUUUUUUUCGCAUAUAUAUAUAUAUGUUCAGUUAUUUUUAGCACAUGUGGACAUGUAUUUUCACAUGACCCAGGUUACUAAUACUAUAAGAGGUGUACUCAGAGCUGCUGAUGAUUUCUUACUUUUUAUCAUUAUUAUAUUUUAAUGAUCUACUUUCAUUUGGUGGGAAAAGGGGAACUUUUAUAAAAAUAUAAGAUUAAAACAACCUUUUCACCUCCUGAUACUUUAUAAAACAGUGUAAUCGAGUAUAAAAGUGAUGAAACGCUAACACACCCCGAGUCGGUGACCUUAAUGAACCUGCCGCCGUUAAGGACACCGAAUAAGCCAAUGAAACGAGAGAACGCAUUCAGAGCCGUUCUGCUCUGAAUAGCAGUCGCUUUCUGGAAACCCUCCAUUCUGGAGUGAAAGAAAGACAAGAAAAACGGUGUUCCUGCUGCCACAGCAAAGUCUUUAUCCCACGGCAGGUCAGCUGAGGUCAAAGGUCAGCUCGUCCUGCACAAACACAUGUACAGCCGUCACGUACCUCCAGUAGAACCACGGCCAUCCGUCAUUCGCUGAAGUGGGGAAAUCUACGGCAAGAAAACAGACGACUCGCCUCACGGGCUGAGGCUGGGAACGCAAAGCCUCCUGAACUCUCCACGCGUGGUAUUAACGGCCAUCCGAUCAUUUCUCACUGUGGCUCGUAAAGACAAAUCUCCCGUAACGUCGCGACAGCAUCAUCGGACUGAAAAUAUGUGCAUACUCAAGUGUUUCUUUCCUCCUAUGGCCUGAGCACAAAGUAAGAUGAGAAAUGCGGACACCACGUCAUUUCGCUUUGUGUUCGCGUAGAGACGAAACGCCAUUCAAUCUGUUGUACAGGCGGUCUGUUUUCUAUUUGUUAAUAAAAAGGAGAGAAAUAUGUGUUAAUAAAAUGCUUAAUUGGG
This is a messenger RNA of Labeo rohita (rohu), 7580 nucleotides long. RefSeq names its product protein tyrosine phosphatase receptor type Fa (gene ptprfa). Gene Ontology annotation, molecular function: protein tyrosine phosphatase activity; protein binding. Gene Ontology annotation, biological process: protein dephosphorylation. The coding region runs from base 425 to 6172 and encodes 1915 amino acids. Lineage: Eukaryota; Metazoa; Chordata; Actinopteri; Cypriniformes; Cyprinidae. The transcript is spliced from 35 exons. The record is from RefSeq and is a predicted model, not a curated record.